GUUCUCGGCAAGUAUCCAUUUUCAAUCGGAUUUCUCACCCGUUAAACAUUCCUGAUACUUUGAGCGUCCGAAAUGGAUAAAACAAAAAAGAAGCCGCAAAUUUCUAAGCAGCGCGCCAUCGAAAAGUCGCCGAAAAUCGAGACCAAGAAAGGUCCCAUUUCCAAACAGCAGACGACACGGCAGAUGUCACGUUUAGAAGAUGAGGCGAAGGAAAAGGAAGAAGAGGUGGUGAUCAAAAAGUUGAUGAACGGAGCCAAGAAGGAGACACCCUCAGAUCAACAACUCCACCUAGCAGCACUUCAGGGAAAUGUUGAACAAUUACGGCGAGUUUUAGAUAGCGGACGGGUACAUGUUGAUUGCAAAGACAAGGAAGGAACCACGCCACUGGUGUUAGCUGCGGCGAAUAACCACUUGGAAUGCGUGAAGGAGCUACUGGAACAAGGCGCAGAUCCUGCAGCAAGACGAUUGACGGGAACGUGUGCUCUCUUUUUUGCCUCUCAAGGAGGAUUUCUAGAUAUCGUACAUGAUCUCCUUGUUCAUGGUGCCCCAGUUGACUUGCCAAGUUAUGAUGGCGGGACACCCCUUUUCGUUGCUUGCCAGUGUAACCACCUUGAUGUUGUUGAGGAGCUGCUGGAACGAGGGGCAGACAUCCAUGCGCAGAUGGUCGAUGGGGCAUCCCCACUCUUUAUUGCUGCACAGAAUGGUCACUGGAAGAUGGUGCAAUACUUGAUAAGAAAAGGUGCUAAAGUGGAUAUGAAGAGAAAGGAUGGGGCUACCCCAUUGUGGAUUGCUGGCCAGAUGGGCCAUUCGGCAUUGUGCCGGAUCCUCUUAGAUGCUGGAGCUGAUGUUGAUGCAACGAGAGAGGAUGGGGCCACUCCACUGUUCAAAGCUUGCCAUAAGGGCCAUCUGGAGGUCGUACAAGAAUUACUCGCCAGCAAACCUAACAUAGGACUCCUGCAGAAUGGUGAGAGUGCCAUGCAUGCUGCGGCCCUGUUCGGACACUUGAAGGUCGUGAAGGAACUGGUACUGAUCGGCGCUGACCCAAAGCUGAAGAACAAGGAGGGCCAGAUCCCAUACGACCUUGGUAAGGAAGCCGGCUACGAUCACAUUGUCGAAUUCCUGGAGGACCAUGACAAGAAACUUAGCGCUGCUACUGCUGUGUGAUUCGAGGUGGCAGGUUGCUGCUGAGCCAGAUAUGCUGCCAUUUGCAUAGAAACUCCAUCCUCAGAUUUCAAUUUUCACAGUGUAAAGAGGGCUAUUGGCUAACCAAUGCCAAAGCUGCACUCAAAUCUAUUGCUUUCUUAGAAUGAAAGUGCCUUCAUUUGCUGUGGAAAAGACAAGAGGAUCAAAUUAUGUGGACAUUUUGUAUCGCAAACUUGAAAUCUGAAGAUGGCAUUUUUAAGAUGAGUCUCACUGUAGAUCUAGUCUUUAUUGUUAAAAACAAGACUUACUGUUCAUGACAUAUGCUGAUAUAACCCUUUGCAAUCUAUUAGCAUAUUAGAGGGUUUUUGCCAUCCUGUUUUGGGAACAGCUCUGCUGAGAACCUGCUUCUCUGUGUAUGACAUCGAAUGUACGUUUUCCCAUUUUCAAGUUGGUAUCCAUGGAUCAAGCUGCGGAUCCCAGUAUGCCCAGUGGAAUCGACAGAAACAUAUUAAUGACACAUUUUACACUUUAUGUUAACUCAGCUUCACGACAUCUUUAUUGUUGUACCAACGUCAUGACAUCAUGCAUUUCUGGUUCAUUGGUCCUCAAUACCAAAAAAAACACUGGCAUCAUAAUGUGAGCCAGAAAAAACGAACUCAGUAGAUCUUUUCCUGGAACGAGAUAGCAAAAUCUCUCUGUAGUAUCCAUGCUGUUGUUCCAUUAUAAAACAUGCCAAAGUCCAUACACCAAUUUCUCCACGAUAACGAUAAAGUGUUAUUUUCUACCACAUAUUUACAGUUUAUGUGCUUCUCCUACUUAAAACUGCUUUGCCAUGAAUUUGAGACAACUUGAAGGGAGAAUGUAGUUGAGGCCAGGGGGGGGGGGGGCAGUUGUCAUGAGUAAUUACAGCAAGGCCCCAUGUAAUGUCAACUUAUUAAGCAUGUCACUGGUGCCAUCUUGAUCAGAUAUCCUGUCGUCUUUAGAUGUGUAUUAGAUUUUGACCUACCUAGACUGUGUCCAUAAAGACAACAUUCGAUGCCUAUAUUCCCUCUUUAAAACAGUUUGCUGGAAUUUUUUAGCUAGAGUCAGAAGUUCCACCAUUAUUACAUGUAGUUGUUUGUACUGAAAAACUCUGAAGCUUUGUAAGACUAAAUCGAUCACAGAUACGCAAUGCAUUUUAUUCUCGAUUUGCUUCUGAAGGUUGCCAGGCCUUGUAAAGGUGGGUUUAGAGUGAAGCCAAAUGUAUGUCUUUCUGUUCUCUAUUUCAUAAUAAAUGUGAUCAUGCUCCAAAAAUAAAACAGAAUGAGAAUGUAGCCAGUUUUAGAUUGUUACAAAUUGUUCAGUACUUGGAGUAUUCCUUCCUUCUGACCAGAGAAAAGAAUUCGAAUGAUGAUUGAAGAGGGGUAUAUUGUACAUUUAAUGUAGGAAUGUGGGGUUUCAUGUCAGUUAAGAAAUAAUUGAUUGUUAGCACAGACAUGAUAGAUGUUUGAAAUCAUUUCAUAAUAUUUUCAUGCACACAUUAUCUUUCCAGUUUGUGCAUGAUUUGUAGAUGACCCUUUUAACUAUAGCAAGAUUUAUUCAUCUUUCUGCAUGGAGUUCUAUUUGCAUUACAUAAUUGUCUGUGUUUCUAAUGAGGUAUUGGAGGUUGUUCAGGUGAGUCACACUUCACAUUACACAUGCUGCCACUGCGUUGGCCAUCAAAAUCUCAAAUAAUGUCAUAGUUCAAAACAGCGUGACAACAUCAGAAUGUCAUGAUGUGACAGUUGAGACCUCGUCCCACUACCUGUCAUCCUGCUGUGACAGUCAAACAUGGCAGAUUCUUUGGAAUUGCAGUAUAAUGUGGUAUCAAUGAAGAACCUCUGUAGAAGUGUCAAUGUAAAUGCCUUGAAUGUAUUUCGGGGACAACUGGAAAAAGAAAUUGGCAGAAAAUUUGCAUUUUUCGUUUUAGUUCACCAUGUACAGCACUACACUCUUGAUCUUCCAGUCAUUCUAUUGUUGUGCACUUUUAUUAAAAAGGCAGCAUUUUGUAUGCAUACCACUUUCAUGAAAGAAACCAAACUCUAAACAUUAAUUGAGGAAUGAAAAAAAACAAUUGAGUAGACGUACUAGGACACAUGGCCACAAUGUACACCAUGUACGUGUACAUGUACAUCUUCUCUCUAGAGUCAAUAAGGUUUUGCAUGUUUGUACUAUUUUCCUCGCAUCAAUUUUCAGCUGAUUAGUGGUCAGAUAAAUCUUUGUAUGGCACAUUUAACACCAAACUUGUUUGUACAUUUUGUUCCUGGGCUUUAUGACUUAUAAUGACACUACAGCUGUAAUUAUAAAUAUUGUGUCAAUGGUUUUAAGCCAGUUGAUUAGCCUAUUACAUGUGAAAAAGGCCUUUUAUGCAACUGGCUUAUUUGCGUUGACACAGUAUGUACAUGUACAUUAGAUAUAAAUUGAUCACAUGAACAUUCUAUCACUUUAUGUUAUAAAGAGAUUUUUCUUGCACAACCAUCUGAAAGUAGUGAAAUACACCAAUCGCCGACCUCAAUCACAUUUCUGACUUAUGAGAUACGACACACCUGUUUCUCAGGCCACACUAGAAGGUCAUCUGUCGGCAUAGAUGUUGAAUUCACCAACAAGGUUCUUUUUGGUGUUCCAAAAUAAUCAUUUUCUGGUGGAAAAUGUCCAAUGGGGGGCAAGGUGGAAGCUCCUUUGGAGUUUUCUCUAACAAGGUUGUGCAAGACAAAUCUUGCUGAAUUUCUUAUGUUAUUCUUAGUGUAGAUAUUUACAUCAGCUGCUUUUGCUUGUAACUCUUGCUACAAAAUGUCAACGUGUAACCAUUUUUUUGGCUAUUUUGAUUUUGCUAUCUUUUUUGUACUCUUGUUAAUUUAAUCUGAUUAUGUUGCUAAUUUAUUUUGGAGCUCAUAUCUGACGUACUUUUUAUUUUGCCUGGUGGUCAUUGAGGUAACAUGGGUCGUUUUCAUACCAGGAGAAUGUCUGUUUUUUCACCUCUGGUUCCACUACCGUUUCUCUCUGAAGAAUCCCUCUUGAGUUCUUUAGAGUUAAUGCUAUACAGCAUGAGUCCUCUUGAGUUCUUUAGAGUUAAUGCUAUACAGCAUGAGUUCUUUGCUGCUAAACCUUUUUUGUGACAAAUUUCACCAACUCUGGUUGAAAACAGCCAAUGGAAGCUCAGCUGCAUCCAAGAAAUAGAUGUCAUUUUAGACAUUUAAAGACCUGAUGUUGACACUGAUUGAGAAGAAUGUUGUUAGUCUAAACCAGAUGCACUCACACCUUAGAAUGCUAAGAUGAUGAUGACUGAGAGCUAAGUAGAUUGGAAAUGUCUUGGGUCGAUUGGGCGUUUAUAAAACUAGUUGAAAAUUUCAGCGAGUUUAUUGUAAGGUACAAGUAUGCUCCCCGGUGAAGGAACCUGGUUUUGCCUUGAGGAAUCUUUUCAUCCUUACGAUAACAAUUAGUGUCAAGUAAAGUAAAGCCUAUGUGGAACAGACGCAGCAAAACUGGCUAAAUUAGUACACAGUAUAUUCUGUAGGUCAAUUCUCAUUACAUUGGCGUGUCUGGUUAGAUAUGUUGAUUUCUAAUAACCUGUGGCACACACAAAAAUAAUGUACCUCGGUACACAAAUGAACCACAUCUUUAAGUGAAGACGUUUUCUCACUUUUCAUCUUUCUCGGCCUUUGUAAUCACUGUACUGUUCAAGACUGUGUCCCAAGAUAAGGGGAAUAGUGCUGAAUUUAUGGAACGUUUUGUUGGUAGUUUUAUUUUACAUUUGUUUUCAACAUAAUAUGAGAUUUACCAGAUCUGAUAUGGUAAUAAAACCUGUUGUAUGCUGCAAUA
Molecule: messenger RNA, 4980 nt
Organism: Lineus longissimus
Lineage: Eukaryota; Metazoa; Nemertea; Pilidiophora; Heteronemertea; Lineidae
Product: ankyrin repeat domain-containing protein 29-like
Exons: 9
Coding region: 73-1164 (363 amino acids)
Biological process (GO): regulation of apoptotic process
Cellular component (GO): nucleus
Molecular function (GO): protein binding
Source: RefSeq, a predicted model, not a curated record